Messenger RNA from Ornithodoros turicata, 1965 nucleotides. RefSeq lists its product as uncharacterized. The record is from RefSeq and is a predicted model, not a curated record. The coding region runs from base 45 to 1937 and encodes 630 amino acids. The transcript is spliced from 16 exons. NCBI's taxonomy places the organism in Eukaryota, Metazoa, Arthropoda, Arachnida, Ixodida, Argasidae.
GAAGUUUGGAAGCUCAUAGAGUGUCGCCACGAAAAAGCCCCGCUAUGUUUCCACGAAGUCCAAGGCCCGUGAACCUGGGUAGCAGGGCUCCCGCGCCGUACGAUGUUAGAACUCCCAUGAAUCUGGAUGCUUUAAGCCACAGCAGCAGGGCACCCUGUAACAAGCUGCAGUAUAAACAUGAGGAUCUCAAAACUGGACAGGAUACUGAAGAGACGGCAACCGAGAGAUUCGGUUCAUCAGAGACAUCUGGAGAAGAAAUCACGGAGCCGGUCGGUCCAGCCACUGAAAUGAACAAGCGCGAAGAUGACGGGAGUGAUGAUAUCCUUUCAGAAGUUGAAGAAUCAAACGCUCUUCAAGCCGUUGCUAUAGCUGCAGUCUGCCUUCUGAUACUGUUCGGGCUCAUAGUGUACUUCCAAGGCGGAUCAACAGGACGAAGGCACUCUGCUAUGGCUGUGGACGGCGAAAGUAAAGAGGGUAAGGUAACCUCAGCGCCCGGCUACAGGAAGGGACAUCUCCCAGGUCCAUACGCUGGAGCAAAGCCCCCACGGCGCAGGAGUGCAGUCGACAACAGGCGCUCCGACGACAACGAGAAAGGGGAAGCGUACACGAGGCGCACCACGGAAAGCGCACCCACUUCGUACGAAAAACCGACGGCCACUGACAGAUUACCGCUAGCAGUUACGAGAACAGUGCACGAAAUUCCUUCACUUGAGACGACCGCAACGACUACACGAGAUAUUACGAUGGUCCGAGCGUCGACAUCCACGUCCGACGACGAGAAGAUCACUCCCUCUGUAGACGACGAACCAACCCCACUGCUAUUACCGCCGAUAACUAAGAAGACUCGCCCUUUGGUCUGCGUCACCACUCAGCUGGGGAAGCGGUCCAGUUUUGCUGAAGACGGGCUUUGCGACUAUCUCGUCUUCCGUGACGUCACACUGGGUGAUGGAGAGUGGGUCUCAGCGACAAGCAGUGCUCAACUGCAUCCGUUUCUGGACCGAUCAUUGCGAUCGCUCAAGACCAUCCACCUGCUUUCCUUCCCGGCAAAUAUCCACCCUGAAGUGACAUCAUUUUUACGGACGAACGCGGUGUGCGUUCAAUUGUUCGGGAAAUAUUUGAUGAAGAAUAUCCGAGGCUACGGCUUCGCUUCUGUCGAUGUUGACACCAAUAGGUUUCUGAAGGAUGCGCCGAAUUAUCGGAACGUCAUGAAGGAGCUCCAUAAGACAAUGUUGUCUGCAACUUCCACCGGUGGAAUUACCCUUCUGGGCUUACUCCUAAGAGGCAAAAGAAAUGCCAAAGUGUUUGGCGCUCUCAAGGAGAUGACAAAGCACACUGAUAUCUUCAUAGCCAUCUCUCAUACUCCACUUCCAGUAAAGAACUCAAAUUGCCUAGUACGACCUAUCACAAGUUGGUCGUCUGAGCAUCUGAAUGACGUCACAGUGCAAACUUUGUCAUCCGCCCUAGGCUUACUGAAGGGCAACAGCAACAGAAAUUCUACAACAUUUGCGUUAUCAUCAUCCUUGGGUGUUCUGAAGUUCAAGACCCAUCCAGAAAGUGACCGAGGCAUAGAAGGCAUCUGGAACGUUCGAUGCACGGAAAUGGUUCUGGAAGCAUUUCAGAAUGAAUGCACUGUCCGUACAACCGUCGGUGGCAUCGGCACCAACGACCACAUUGUCUACGACUUCGACAAACGCAAUCGAAUCUGGCGGUCGUACGAGACGGUUGACAGUCUCCGCACCAAGAUUGAAAAGGUGUUUGACGACCUUCACCCUAAUCGAGAGGAUCUCUUCGGCUGGGCCUUGUACGACGUGGAUCUGGAGGACCAGAAAGGUGUAUGUAAUGCCGUCAUGUCCGGCAAGUAUCAGGGAAACCCAAACAACCGGCUCAUGUGGGUCAAGGAGUUUCUUCUCGACAAGAAAAGUCUUGGAACAAAUUAAUUCCUUUCUAGACAUAAAAUAGUUUACU